AAUAACAAAGGGUGGAAGUAGAUUCUUUUGGCAUGCCAAGAAAGUAUCUUGAUUUUAUAAACAAAACAGCCAUAAUUUUUUAUUUUUUUUAUUUUGUUUUUUGAACAGCCAAAACAGCCAUAAUUGAUUCCAGACAGAGACACUGUCACCAUUAACAAAUCCAUCCUCUGUUUUCUUUCUAGGGUUUCAUUACCGUUUCAUUAUUUCUUUAAUCCCAAUUUUCACCCAUGCUCAAUUUCAACCACCACCCACUAAAUCUCCCAAUUUCAAUAUCAUCCACCGAUAACUAAAUCAUCCAAUUCAAGGUAUAUUUUACUUUUUAUUCAAGAUGCAAUAGCAGUAGCGUAUAAUCUCUUUUGACUCAGUCUCGCCGGCUGAAACGUCGUCGUAUGCUAUUGUCUUGAUCGUUUAUUACCUAACAUAAAAGGGUUUUCAAGUAUCUGAAGAAACAAAGAUUUCGGAUCCUAAUUUUGUAAUUCGGGUCCCUAAUUUGGGGGUUUCUGUGGGUUUUGUUUGGAUCAGAUUAAAGGUAUCAGAUUGAGAUUUUAUACUUAUUUUAGUUCAUAUUAAUAGUGAAUGUGUUCCUCUUGAGUUGUUGAAUAUUAUAAAGGAUAGGAUCAUAGAACUAUAGAAGUGAAUUAUUGGUUACUAGAUUAGUUUGAUAGAUUCUGUUGGUGCUUUAAAGUCGGAAACGUUUCGGUGAAAUAUGGGUGGGAUUUGUGUUAAGCCGGCUGGUGGGAGCCCGUGGGAAAGACGGUCGAGUAAACGGUCAUCAGAAUCGCGAUUAACGCAGUCGAGGAGGGAGGAAAGUUUUAGGGUGAAAACUCGAGCCGAGGUUAGAACAGGGUCAGUCGAUAAAAGAUUAAAUUCUUCUAGGCGGGUGCGCGAUGAUCAUUUCGAUAGUAUUUCGAGUAUUAGGACAGUUCCGAAGUCUGUCGUAGGUGAACAGAUAGUUGCAGGGUGGCCUUCUUGGCUUGCUGAGGUGGCAGGUGAAGCUAUCAACGGAUGGUUGCCGCGUAAAGCGGAUACGUUCGAGAAGUUGGAUAAGAUUGGUCAAGGAACGUAUAGCAACGUAUACAAGGCUCGCGAUCUAAUAACCAACAAGAUUGUUGCGUUGAAAAGGGUGCGGUUUGAUAAUAAAGAUUUAGAGAGCGUUGUUUUUAUGGCAAGGGAGAUCCUUAUCUUGCGAAGGCUUGAUCAUCCGAAUAUAAUUAAACUUGAAGGAUUAAUAACUUCGCAAACUUCAUGCAGUUUAUAUCUUGUUUUCGAGUAUAUGGAACAUGAUCUAACUGGACUUGUAACACUACCUGGGGUCAAGUUCACGGAAUCACAGGUUAAAUGUUACAUGAACCAGCUGCUAAACGGACUUGAUCAUUGUCAUAGCCACGGUGUCCUGCACCGGGACAUAAAGGGGUCGAAUCUUUUGAUCGACAAUAACGGAAUCUUAAAAAUUGCCGACUUUGGGUUGGCAAAUUUUUUUAAACAAAGUCAAACCGUUUCAUUGACCAGCCGGGUUGUGACUCUGUGGUAUCGACCACCAGAGUUACUACUCGGAGCAACUCAUUAUGGAGUCGGUGUGGACUUAUGGAGUGCAGGAUGCAUUCUCGGAGAAUUAUACGCUGGUAAACCUAUCAUGCCCGGUCGAACUGAGGUUGAGCAACUGCAUAGGAUUUUUAAGCUUUGUGGUUCACCGCCUGACAGCUACUGGAUAAAGUCAAAGUUACCGCACUCAACAGCGUACAAACCGGUCCAGCCUUAUAAAAGACGUAUUUUAGAAGUCUUUAAAGAUUUUCCUCCAGCUGCUAUUGGCCUUAUGCAGACUUUACUUGCAAUAGAUCCCGAAGAACGAGGAACCGCAGCACUCGCUUUGAAGAGUGAGUUCUUUACGACAAAACCACUUGCGUGUGAUCCUUCAAGUUUGCCGCAAUAUCCUCCCAGCAAAGAAAUUGACGCGAAAAGGAGAGAAGAAGAAGCUAAAAGACAAAGGGCAGCAAGAAUGAACGGUCAAAAGCUUGAUAAGGAAAGUGGGGGAGCGCAAGAAACCGGUGCGGUGCCAGCUCAUGAUGCCAAUGCUGAGCUGGCCAGAUCAACUCGGGUACCUGUAUCUAUAGAGCCGCCCAAGGGUUUAAACGACGGUGCGAAACGCUCUCCACCAAUGAGGGGGUCUUAUUCAGGGCCGUUGGCAGCAGGUGUAAAUUCCGCUCGAAGUAAAGCCGUCGGAUAUAAAGACGUUCCUUCUCAACCAACAAAAUAUCUACACGUUCCCCAAAACAUGGGUGGUCCGUGCAGGGUAGGAAGCGGGAGAGCUAGUAUGAAGGAAGCAAAUAUGGACGGUGACGGAUACAAGGGAAACAAGAUCCAAUUCUCGGGACCGCUGGUUUCGUCAAACGUGGAUCAGAUGCUUAAGGAUCAUGACCGCCAUAUCCAACAAGCUGCUAGGAGAGCACGCCUUGAGAGGACCAGGCUCAGCGAAGUUGAGGCUGAAAUGGCUAGAAACACGGUGUAUCCGUCUAGCCGGAUAGCCAAGUAAAAACUCCACCGGUCCGUAGAGAGGGUGCGGUCAACAGAAUCGUUUGUGUAUAGCAACUGUUGAUUUAAGUCGACUAUUUUAUUAUCUUUCUGGAAUGUUUGGGUCCGUUGGUAUCUUCGAAAAUAUAGGAACAAGCAGUAAGUAACAUGUUUUUGAGGCAGGAUGCUUUUUUAGAGAAAUGCUAAAUAAUGGUGUAAAGAGCAA
Helianthus annuus (common sunflower) is the source of this 2734-nucleotide messenger RNA. RefSeq names its product probable serine/threonine-protein kinase At1g54610. Lineage: Eukaryota; Viridiplantae; Streptophyta; Magnoliopsida; Asterales; Asteraceae. Gene Ontology annotation, molecular function: RNA polymerase II CTD heptapeptide repeat kinase activity; cyclin-dependent protein serine/threonine kinase activity; ATP binding. Bases 707 to 2530 code for a protein of 607 amino acids. The transcript has 7 exons. Gene Ontology annotation, cellular component: cyclin-dependent protein kinase holoenzyme complex; nucleus. The record is from RefSeq and is a predicted model, not a curated record. Gene Ontology annotation, biological process: protein phosphorylation; positive regulation of transcription elongation by RNA polymerase II.